Messenger RNA from Spinacia oleracea (spinach), 2092 nucleotides. RefSeq names its product sugar transporter ERD6-like 6. NCBI's taxonomy places the organism in Eukaryota, Viridiplantae, Streptophyta, Magnoliopsida, Caryophyllales, Amaranthaceae. Gene Ontology annotation, molecular function: sugar transmembrane transporter activity. Gene Ontology annotation, biological process: carbohydrate transport; transmembrane transport. The record is from RefSeq and is a predicted model, not a curated record. Gene Ontology annotation, cellular component: membrane. The coding region runs from base 263 to 1777 and encodes 504 amino acids. The transcript is spliced from 18 exons.
UUUAGGUUCUUGACCAUUUCUUUUCUUCCACAUAAACAUCAAUACAGAGUGGAUCUUGCCACAGAUCCACAUCAGCUUAUGUACCAAAUCAUAAACAAUUAUCCUUUUUUUAAAUAAAAAAUAAAAGAUCAAACAGAUUUUGUCCGUCUUACAAAACAAAACAACAAACAUUGGCGCCAACAACACAUAACAGAUCUACUCACGUUUUCCCUUUUCUCUCUGAUUCUGAUUUUGAUUGAAUAAUUUACACAAAAAACAAAAAAUGAGCGGCGGCGAUGCGGAGGAAGCGAGGGCGGCGGAGCUCAAAAAGCCGUUCCUUCAUACGGGGAGUUGGUAUCGGAUGAGUGGCUCCGCCACCGGGAAAGAUCCGAUCAGUAGUGGUAGUAUGGUGAUGGGUUCACGACAAUCCAGUAUUUUUGGUUCUAUUGCUAAUAUGAGCGAAUCCGCCAUUUCCAUUGUUUUCUGUGUUCUUGUCGUUGCUCUUGGCCCUAUCCAAUUUGGCUUCACCUGUGGGUAUUCAUCGCCUACACAAUCCUCCAUCAUGAAGGAUCUUGACCUUAAAGUGUCAGAGUUCUCCUUGUUUGGAUCAUUGGCUAAUGUAGGAGCAAUGGUGGGGGCAAUUGCUAGUGGCCAGAUUUCUGAAUACAUUGGGCGCAAAGGGUCACUGAUGAUUGCUUCAAUCCCAAAUAUCAUUGGAUGGCUGGUCGUAUCAUUUUCGAGAGAUAUCUCAUUUCUGUAUAUGGGACGGCUGCUGGAAGGUUUUGGUGUUGGCAUUAUUUCCUACACGGUGCCUGUUUACAUAGCCGAAAUAGCACCUCAAAACUUGAGGGGAACGCUUGGAUCAGUGAACCAGCUUGCUGUUACCAUUGGCAUAAUGCUUGUUUACCUACUGGGAAUAUUUGUUGAAUGGAGAGCACUUGCAAUUAUUGGAAUCUUGCCUUGUGCUGCAUUGAUACCAGGGCUAUUUUUCAUACCAGAAUCUCCUCGCUGGCUGGCAAAAAUGGGGAUGAUGGAAGAAUGUGAAGCAUCUUUGCAAGUUCUAAGAGGAUUUGAUACAGAUAUUGCUGUCGAAAUGAAUGACAUCAAAAAAUCUGUGGCAUCAUCCCGCAAAAGAACAACAAUUAGCAUUUCACAUCUCAAGAGAAAAAGAUAUUGGUUCCCAUUGAUGUUGGGAAUUGGAUUACUUUUGCUUCAGCAGCUCUGUGGUAUUAAUGGCAUUUUGUUCUAUUCCCGUACCAUAUUUGAAAAAGCAGGAAUUUCUGAGGGUGCUGCUGCCACAUUUGGCCUUGGAAGCAUUCAGGUGAUUGCUACUGGAGUUGCAACUUGGCUAAUGGACAGAGCUGGCCGAAGGGUUCUUCUUAUAGUUUCCUCUGUUGGAAUGACGGUUAGCCUCCUCCUCGUCUCAGUUGCAUUUUUUCUCGAGGAUGUCCUACCAAAAGACUCGGCUUUGCACAGCACGUUGAGCAUACUCUCGGUAGUAGGCCUCGUGGCUAUGGUGGUUUUCUUUUCUUUGGGAAUGGGACCCAUUCCCUGGCUUAUUAUGUCUGAGAUCCUUCCAACGAGUAUAAAAGGCCUUGCUGGGAGUGUAGCAACAAUGGCUAACUUUCUGACUUCAUGGGGUGUCACAAUGACUGCAAACUUGCUGCUUGGUUGGAGUAGCGGAGGAACCUUUACAAUUUACACAUUUUUUGCUGCUAUAACUGUUGUAUUCGUGGCGGCGUGGCUUCCAGAAACAAAAGGAAAAACACUGGAAGAAAUUCAAGCAUACUUCAGAUAAAAAACAAAAAAACAGUUUGCAACACAAGUAUGUGGUUUUAUCCUGUAUCACUCACCAUUUCAUGAGUUCAGCAUACAGAGACAAAAAUGGAAUUGAAGGGGGAGAACUGAGAAGCCGAAAAGGUUUACAUUCCUCCAGUAUAUACUGAAAAACGAUUGUUAUAAAGAAACUUUAAAUCCCAUAUUGGGACAACAAUGAGUUACUUGUUCAUUUCAUUUCAUUCAUUUCUCAACUGUUGUUGAACAAACAAUACACAUAAUUUAUUCAGAUUCUGAAAAACAAUUCAAAUAUGGAAUUCCAUUCCUUGUAAUCUAA